Chrysemys picta bellii (western painted turtle) is the source of this 5215-nucleotide messenger RNA. NCBI's taxonomy places the organism in Eukaryota, Metazoa, Chordata, Testudines, Emydidae. The record is from RefSeq and is a predicted model, not a curated record.
UCAUCCAUGCUCCUUUACCAAGUCCUGUUGACAAGGUUGCUGCUAACACUCCCAGUAUGUACUCUCAGGAACUGUUUCAGCUUUCUCAGUAUCUACAGGAGGCCUUACAUCGGGAACAAAUGUUGGAACAGAAGUUGGCUACCCUUCAGCGACUGCUUGCUGUCACACAGGAGGCUUCAGAUACUAGUUGGCAGGCUUUAAUAGAUGAAGACAGACUACUAUCAAGGUUAGAAGUCAUGGGAAACCAAUUACAAGCCUGUUCAAAAAAUCAAACAGAAGAUAGUAUACGAAAGGAACUUGUAGCAUUACAGGAAGACAAACACAACUAUGAGACAACAGCCAAAGAGUCCCUGAGGCGGGUCCUUCAGGAGAAAAUUGAGGUGGUCAGAAAACUCUCUGAAGUGGAGCGAAGUUUAAGUAACACUGAAGAUGAAUGUACUCACCUGAAAGAAAUGAAUGAGCGGACUCAGGAAGAAUUAAGAGAAUUAGCAAACAAGUACAAUGGAGCUGUAAAUGAAAUUAAAGACCUCUCUGACAAACUAAAGGUGGCAGAAGGAAGACAAGAGGAAAUCCAACAGAAGGGACAGGCAGAAAAAAAGGAAUUGCAACAUAAAAUAAAUGAAAUGGAAGAGCGAGAACAAGAGCUUCAGGCAAAAAUAGAAGCUUUACAAGCAGAUAAUGAUUUCACCAAUGAACGGCUAACUGCUUUACAAGGCAUACAAGUUGAUGACUUCAUACCUAAAAUUAAUGGGAGCGCAGAAAAAGAGCACUUUCUUUCAAAGAGUGGAGGGGACUGCACUUUUAUUCAUCAGUUCAUAGAGUGCCAGAACAAGUUCAUAGACGAAGGACAUCUAACCAAAGUGGAAGAAACAAAGCUUUUGAGAGAAAACCAAGCAAGAGCAAAAGAAUCUGAUUUGUCAGAUACUCUUAGUCCAAGCAAGGAGAAAAGCAGUGACGACACUACAGAUGCCCAAAUGGAUGAACAAGAGCUAAAUGAACCUAUUGCUAAAGUAUCUCUUUUAAAAGAUGAAUUGCAGGGUGCACAAUCAGAAACAGAGACUAAACAAGAAAUUCAGCAGCUGCACAAGGAACUGAUUGAAGCCCAAGAGCUAGCUAGAACAAGUAAACAAAAAUGCUUUGAACUUCAAGCACUACUGGAAGAAGAGAGAAAAGCAUACCGGCUGCAGGUUGAGGAGUCCACCAAGCAAAUACAGUUUCUGCAAGCCCAGCUGCAUAGGUUGCAGGAAGAUAUUGAGAAUCUUCGUGAGGAAAAGGAGAAUGAAAUUUCAAGCACUCGAGAUGAAUUGCUAAGUGCUCAAGAUGAGAUUCUGCUACUUCAACAAGGGGCAGAAAAAGCUGCAUCAGAACGAGACACUGAUAUUGCUGCUUUGCAAGAAGAGCUGCAGGAGGUGCGGGCUGAACUUGAACGCUGGCGGAAAGAAGCCUCAGAAUACGAAAAAGAAAUUGGCAAUCUUCAAGCCAGUUUCCAGCUGCGAUGUCAGCAGUGUGAGGAUCAGCAGAGAGAGGAAGCUACUCGUUUACAAGGUGAACUUGAAAAGUUGAGAAAGGAGUGGAGUGAUCUAGAAGCUGAAUGCCUCUCCUUAAAGAAUGAGAAUACUUUGCUUGCAUCUGAACUUCAGCGACAAGAGAAGGAGCUUCAUAGCUCUCAGAAACAGAGUUUAGCGCUAACCAGUGAUCUAAGUGUUCUUGAAAUGACCCGAAAGCAACUUGAAAAUCAAGUGGGAUCUUUGAAGGAACAACAUCAACGCGAUGCAGCUAGUCUAAAAACUCUACUCAGUGAAGCUGAGAAUCAAGCAAAGGAUAUUCAGAAAGAGUAUGAAAAGACACAGACUGUACUUUCAGAGCUGAAGUUGAAGUUUGAGAUGACUGAGCAGGAAAAGCAAUCAAUCACAGAUGAGCUCAAACAAUGUAAAGACAACCUGAAGCUGCUACAAGAAAAAGGAAACAAUAGACAAUGGCCUUGGAUGCCUCUGAUGGCAGCUUUGGUUGCUGUAACAGCUGUGGUGCUGUACCCAGGCCUAACCAGAGCUUCUCCAUGAGAACUGUUGUUGAAUCCAUUCACCGUCCUCCCUUUAGAAGCUGGCAUCAUUCACAUACUGGGGAAAACCAGAUUAAUUCUCUUCCUUUUUACCUCUUACAACAAAGCUCUGCGCGAGAACAGUAGUAGGGUCAUUGCUUUAAACUGUAUAAAAUGUAUCUGUCUAUAAAGAGGGAAUAAAAUUAUGACUUCAUUCUACUGUGAGCAAUAUUUUUGCUUACAAUUUCAUGUAAUUUUUAAAUUAGUAUGUUGGGAUUCUAAAUACUUUUAUGGUGGCCUAAAGUAGGCUUCUUGGUACCAAAUUAUUUAUAAUGGGUAGGUUUGUGGAUAUUUUACUUUAGAAUCUGAUUGCCAGAUUUAAAAGAAAAACACAUUUCUGAUUUGGAUACCCAUGCCAAAUAACCUUACAGAUACUUGGAAACAGAGGCAGUAUGCUCAGUGCCUUUCAGUUUGAAAUAUUUUUUUACAUUAAUGUACCAUUUUUACUUGCUGCAAGUCACUGAGCUAGUGGGAACAAGACUUAAAAUAACUUCUCUUUCCAGGCCUUUUGAAGGAAACAAAUAUUUUGCUUCAGUAAAGAUUCUGUUUUAUUAAUAAUUUUGGGAAUAAAUACAAUUCAUUUCCAGCCUUAAAGAGAGAGAGAAGACAUUGGAUGGCAAACACCUGCCUAGGAUAUUUUGUGUGCGCGUGUGGGAAUGUGUGCUUGUGUGUGUUCUUGAGUGAACUAAGGUAUUUCUGGGAGCAAAAUCUUGGUCAUUUGAUGGACAUAGUGCAGUGAUCCAAUUUAUAUUACCUUUAUUUCGAAUGUAAUUUAUUAAAUUUCAUAUAUUUAAAGAGACACAUUCUUUAAAAUCUGAAUAUUUUCGCACAUAUCACAUUUUAGCAACUUAUUUUUUCAGUCAUUUAAUACUUUCAAAACUGAACUGGAGAAAUAUUUGUCUAUUUAGGUAAGUUUUUAUUGAAAACUUCAAUAUGGGAGGUGCUACAAUGCAUCUAUGGGUAAAUGAAAAAAUCCAAGAUAGGCAAGCUCUUGCCAAGUUAGUCAUCUAACUGGUCAUGUAUGCAUCAAGUUAAUAAGCUGAGAGUGUUUACUUUUGGUAAUUAGAAACUUUUGCAUCAACAUUACAUGACACAAUAUGCAUAAUAUACCUUCAUACAUUAUUGACUUUUUGAUUGGGUAACCACUGUAGUUAAACAAUGAAUUAAGUGUUGGCUAUAGUUGUCUUGUGCAACUCAACAGUUCAGUUAAAAAAGUUUUAUUAAGGUCCUAUAUAAUAUACUAAAGGAUUGCAAAGUAAAAUGAAUUCAUCUAAUGGAAAUUUAAGAAUAGGAAGAUAAUCUCAGCGAAGAUUUAAUUGGCUUUAAAAUAUUUAAUGGCAAUCAACAGAUAUAGUUGAAUAUUUAAAUAGAAGUUUAGCAUAUAAUUUGCCUUGUGAGGUUCUGAGGGUCAUUGUCCUUUAAUUAAAGGUUCUAUCUUAAAAUACUUGGGAUUUGCUAAUGGGAGGAUUAUUAGAUUUAUGGAAGAAUAAAUCCACAAGUGACUUUUAGACUAUAAUAUUGGGUCACCUAGUUAACAUUUCAUCUUUUUCAGUUGCAGGAAGCCACCCAAUCACAAAACACUCAUAUGCCAGUGGUACUCGGUACCUCUUGUAUAUAGAUUAUUGCAAAUAUUGUUCUGAAAUGCUUUACUUCAGAAUUACAUUUUUUAAAGUAAAUAAUUGUUUUAAAUCUAUUUUGUAAAGGUAUAAUAAGUACAAUAGAAUUUCUCGAGUACAGAUUAAACUAUUUGCACUAACACACGUGAUGUGCAUGAUUUAAUAAAAUAACUUUACUCUACGUAUGCAUGUUUGAGUUGAAUCUCAUUUGAAAACCGCACAUCUGUGUUAAAUUCAUUGUGUGCUAGGUAUUACUACAAUGUUUGCAGCAUGUUUGAUAAUUGAAAAGGUUUUACUUUUCAUUUCACAUUCACAUUGGUUUAAAUUUAAAUUUAAAUCUCUCUCCUGUCCAGGUCUAGUUUGAAGCAGAAAGGGAAUGGGAGCACAAUGGGUUGGGGUUUGGUUCUGUGGAAAAAUCUGGAAGAGAGAUUUUUUGUGUGUGUUGGAGCUUGGAGGGUGCCUAUAAUAGGGGUGGAAAGCUAGGGGAAAGGUGGGAGGGUGGUUAUGGAUAGUGCAGAGAGCCUGGGGCAGCUGUGAAAGGAGUUGAUGAGGGUAGUGCAGGAGCUUGAGGCAGUCUCCCUCCUUCUCCCACUAGCUUCUCUAGUUCUGCCCCGUCCCUUUUUAACCAUUUUUUCUUCCCCACUGUGCUCCAUUCACUUUCCUACCAUGACUGCCUCCUCCCUAGCCUCUAUGCAGACCUGGUGUCCUCUGAAGGAGAAGAGAGGCAGAGAGGCCACAUGAAACCUGAGGAUAUAGUAGCUCCUGGUGGCCAGAUGGCGGAACUGCAAGCAAUCCUUUCCACCUUGCAGCCCAGCUAGAUUUAGCAUGAUGGGGCGCCAAACUUGAGUAUCCUCUGAGAUGCCUGAUCAUUGGCAGCCCUCAUUAUUUUCACAGCACUAUUUUCUUUACACAAAUACAAAAAUUGUGUGAGUUUUCAGUAGUCUUCAAAACAUGAAACAGCUGACAAUGUUAAUCUAGCAUGUCGAUUUAAAAUGAGAAAAAAGUCCCUAACUUGGUGCAUGUAUGCAUAUUUAUAUUCACUUUAUAUACACAGACACUCAUAAUGUGUAUACUUUGCAUGGAUAUAUGUGUUCAGUAUAUGCAUCUGUGUCCAGAUAUACAAUACAGUAUUUCCCAUAGUACAGUGCUCUUCCUGGGAACUGUUAACUUAUGCAUGUUCAAAAGAUGAUCAAAAAUAAAUUAAGAUGCAUAGUUCACUCUCCUUUUAGGGAAUACCUGGAAGAGGAUUGGUUAGUGUCUAGGAAUGUUCUGAUCUCCAGGGUUUUUACAAUAAAAGAGAAAGUGGAUAAAAAACUUUUCCAAACACAGCCACCCGACUGAGCACAAACCUGCCUUCCCAGCUGACUGUUACUACAUAUGUUUACAGAAUUAUCUAUAUUACAUGCACAUUUACAACCCUUUUUUGAAUUAUGAGGCCUGAGAGUAACUGCUAACUAGCUCUGGGGAUUAUUACAACAAAAGAUUGGGGAUUUUUUUUUUU